GUCUACCCCUGUCUUGUUGAACAAGUGAGCAACGCUUUUUACGCGCUUUUGCAAGUCUUCAAAAUCGGCAACAUGGAGAAGAGGAUUGAGUUAGAAAAACGGGGAAGGAGUCCUUCAGUGAUAAAAGAUUUGAAUCUUGAUAACUGCCGGAGCACACAAAUUGUCGGUUUAACAGAAGAAUUUUCUAAUCUUGAAUCUUUGAGUUUAAUAAAUGUUGGACUUAUAAGUUUGAAAGGUUUUCCUAAAUUGCCAAAUUUAAAGAAAUUGGAACUCAGUGAUAAUCGCAUCUCUGGUGGUCUCACUUGGUUGCAUGGAAGUCCGAAGUUAACACACCUUAACCUCAGUGGAAAUAAAAUAAAAGACAUUGAAACACUAAAACCUUUGGAGGAAUUCAAAAAUUUAAAAAGUUUGGACUUGUUCAAUUGUGAAGUUACAAAUGUCGAGAACUACAGAGAUGAAGUAUUUGGCCUAAUUAGUAGUUUAAAGUAUCUUGAUGGUUAUGAUAGGGAAGACAAAGAAGCUGAUGAUUCAGAAGCAGAUGAUGAAGAUGCGUCAUCUUUAGCAAAUGAAGAUGAUGAUGAUGAAAAUGCUCACGAAGAUGUGGACAGUGAAGAUGAAGAUGAGGAGGAAGAAGAUGAACAAGAUGAUGAUGAUGUCAAUGUUGAAGAUGAAGAGGAUGAAGAAGAUUUAGAUGAUGAAGAUGGUGAUGAUGAUGAGGAUAGUGAAGGCAAUGAUUUCAAUCUUGAUGGUGAUGAAGAUGAAGAAACUCCUCGUGGUCAAAAAAGAAAAAGGGAUGGCGAUGAUGGAGACGAGGAUUGAAAAAACUUUCCAGUGGCAUUGCUUCAUCUAUUCAUCCUAACAUGUAGAGUGAUAAUGUGUACAGCAUAUUUUAUAUCAUCUUUCCUUUACGUUUUGCUGUUCCCAAUCAGCAUAUGAACUGCAAAACUUAAAAGAUCUACAAAGAUUGAGACCAAAUGGGAGGAAGUGGAUCGCCAUCUGCUUUUGAGUCGUGCCUGGUAGUUUGUACCCACAGGAUCCCUAUGCAAUCGCUGCACUGACACUUUUUACUUUUUUGAAGCCGUUACUAUUGUAAAUUUGUUAUCAAGUACUAAAAAUUGAAUGCUCUGAUAGUUAUUCUUGCAUUUGAUUCCAAGUUGUGAUUGUUAUAUUUUAUAAUUUAUUUUUGUGUUCCUUUUUUGCAAAUUACUUAUUUGAUGCAGUCAAGUCUUAUCCCUUUUAGUUGCUUCAACAACACAAAGCUUUACCAUUAUAUUUCAUGAAACAUUUUUAUAAUGAAUUAUCGUAUAAAGAGUUCGUGUUGAAUAAAUGGAUUACUCUCCAAACCCACAUUUCGUAUUUGAAUUUAGUGCAAGUAGGACUCCAGUCCUGCACAGUUUAAAAUAUGACCUUGACUGACUAGUAAUUUUUACAGCUUAUUAAAUGUCAGUAACAUUAACAAAGAUGUUAAAUAAUUAUUAUAGGAAAAAUGAAGUUUAAAAGUGUAAAGGUUUUCUACUGGGAGAGAAAGUUGAUUUUUCAAUUAACAACAUUCCUGUGUUCAAUGCUCAAAUUUUUUAAUUUUGUCUUUUUUGGAAUUCUGUUUAAUGAUAACAUAAAUACUCAUUUUCUGAAAGACUUGACUGUACCUAAUGAUUUUAAAAGCUAUUCCUAGUUUGAUUUUGUUUGGCUCAAGUUGUCAUUGCUUUUACAUCCAUUGCUUACUGAUGUCACAAAAUCAUUUAAGAGUAACAAGCUUAUCUCGAACAAGCUUGUAUAUCACACUUGUUAAUAAAAGUUUUUUAUGGAACAUUUCUUUCUUGCAAUUUUUUAUUUUUAUACUAAUUUAGUGAAUAAUAUGUGAAGAAAUUAAACAGGAUACAAACAAUGCAUGAACGUAGAAUUUAGUUCUUAAUAUGAAAAUUUCUCCCAGAUGUUGAAUUUGGGAAAUCAUACUUUUCAGUGUAUUGCAAUUGCAUUUUAUGAUUUUAUCUGUAUUUUAAAGUUGUAAAUAUGAAACAAAUACAUAAUAGCAUAUGUUUGCAAAUGUUAUGGAGCUUUUAUUGAAAGGAAAUUUAAUAAAAAUUGCAGCAAGUAGACGUAUUUUAUGUCUGAUAUGUAUAAAGCAAUAAGAUUUUUUUGUUCUGUUAUCUAUGCAAAAGCCAUUUUCCUGAUAGCUUGAAAAUUGAUUUUCUAGUUUUAGAAUUUUUUAUUCAACCCUUAAGAAAGGAUAUGAUGCAUAUUUUUAAGAUGUACAUUGCUUUCUAUGUACAGAUUUUAAAAUUUCAGACCUUCAUGUAUAGUAAUAAAAAUAAAGUUAUGACUCAACCAGUUUUAGUAUAAAUAGAAAUGUUUCACGAAUAUAUUUUGUUUAUAUUAAAUUAUUCUGAUAUAAUCGAAUAGUUCCAUAUUUAUGAGUAAUGCUUUUUUAAAAUUGCAUGUUCAAAAAUGCAUGAUUACUUUGCUUUAAUGACUAGCGAUACUGUAAGUAAUUCAUGAUUGCUAAUAUUCCAUCCUAUUUGUACCAUUUGUAAGUUAAGAUUUUUAUAAACCAUGCUCUAGAACCAAUACUCAUACAUGGUGUCCGUUUCCACAAACAGUGCCUCAUUUGGUCUCAGUACUCUUCUUACAUUACCUCUCAUUCAAAAAUGAAUUUUAUGCAUAUUCAUUGUAGUCUGUCCAAAAUCAUAAUGUACAGAUAUCUACAAAAGGAAAAACCUUUUCAAAGGCAUUGAAUUUAGUCAUCUGUCGGAGAAGAACUUAGCGUGUUGGAUGCACUUGUGAUGAAUGAAUGAAAUUAGAGUGGAAUUUGUCUGCAAAGUGUUCAGAGCUUCAUAUUUAUGAUGAGCAAAUAUAUUAAAACAUUAUUUUCUGUUCUGAAUUGUUUUGUUUCCAUACUCUAAAUUAAAAAAAAUAUAUAUAUAUAUUUUUAUUAUUUUGCCUGGACCAAAAAAAAAAAAAAAAAAAAAAGCAUGGCAACAAUAAACUGCAGUGAAAUGGCUGCUGUCAAUGCAUGUGUGACGUAAUUUUCAUUUAUAAAAGGGAGUACAAUUCCUUUUUGAGGAGGUUUAUUGGGGGUUAUGAAUUGCAGAAUGAAUGAUUUCCUUGAAUUGACAUUGAUUUAAUAUUAACCAUGGAUAUAAAGUAUUAACAUGAUGCAGUUUUUUUGAGAGAGAACAUUAUUAACAAAAGGCAAUCCUAUUGUAAUGAAUGUGUCAAUUUUUGCAAAGAUUUUAAAUGUUAGUUUGUUUCAUUGCGUGAACUGUUUAACUCUACAACAUAAUGCAGUUAAAUUUUGAAGGUUUCUAUAAAAAUAUUGAAACAUUUUUGCGUGCAUAAAAAGACAUAGCAUAAAAUUAGUCCAUUACUGAGCCAAAAAUUUUGUUUCUGCAAAUCUUCAAAAUUUAAUUGUCUUAUACCCAAGUAGAGACCAUGCAAUGAAAAGUCUUACAUUUGGAGUCUUUGUAAUGCGUUAUAUGUAACAAUUGAUGCAUCUAUUAUAAUGGAAUUGUCCAAAGAAGACAAUUUUGUGGUAAGUGAGCUUAAUGGGAUACGUAUUGCGUUCUUGAUCUGCAUUUUUUCCCCUUCGAAGGGCAGAUUUUAAAUUAUUGAUAAGUGUUGUAUCCUUUCGUGCCAAGCUUUGAAAUGUUGAUUAAAAUUCAUAAGAUGUUCAAGCUUUGUGUCAAUCUAAUGAUGCAAUGAAUUUAUCAUUAUGUAUAUAAAUUAUUUUCUUUUUCAUGUUAUCUCAUUUUUAAAUAUUUAUUUCUAAGAUGUUAAUGCUUUAAAUCCUGGGAUGUUUUGUCUGUAAUUGAAUUUGUUUAUUCUGAGUGCUAAGACAAGUUGGUUGAUGCUUUGGGUCUUAAAGUUACAUUGGAAUAAAAUAAUACAUUUUUAAAUACA
Uloborus diversus is the source of this 3897-nucleotide messenger RNA. Its product is annotated as acidic leucine-rich nuclear phosphoprotein 32 family member A-like. Gene Ontology annotation, molecular function: histone binding. NCBI's taxonomy places the organism in Eukaryota, Metazoa, Arthropoda, Arachnida, Araneae, Uloboridae. Gene Ontology annotation, cellular component: nucleus. Bases 73 to 819 code for a protein of 248 amino acids. The transcript has 8 exons. The record is from RefSeq and is a predicted model, not a curated record.